Molecule: messenger RNA, 8473 nt
Organism: Dicentrarchus labrax (European seabass)
Lineage: Eukaryota; Metazoa; Chordata; Actinopteri; Moronidae
Gene: cbfa2t3
Product: CBFA2/RUNX1 partner transcriptional co-repressor 3
Exons: 12
Coding region: 714-2939 (741 amino acids)
Biological process (GO): DNA-templated transcription; negative regulation of DNA-templated transcription
Cellular component (GO): nucleus
Molecular function (GO): transcription corepressor activity
Source: RefSeq, a predicted model, not a curated record
GGCAGGGCAGGAGGAGGGUUCAGAUGAGAGCACAGCCCCUCAGCAAGAGCCACGAGACAAGCUGACCUGCCACUGACAUACACACACUCUCAUACACACUCUCUGCUGGAAGGGAACGAAGAGAGAUCGAGUGAAGCAAAUGAAUGGAAAAGAAGAAAGAAAGGUAGAAGUACACACAAGAUGUGUCAAAUGCAUCUAAAAGAGACUUCUUGCUGAAGACUGUUCGUUGUGGGUAUUACCAACUAUCAGACAUUUUUAUAAUGCAACGUUGUACACAGAAAUAAGGCAAAGAAAAAAUACCAGAGGAAUCCCGGAAUAAUGCAAGCAGGAUCAAAAUCUUUGAUGAGGAGGUAAAAGGAAGAAGAGAAAGCAACCUCUUUUUCUCUGUUUGGAGAUUUAACUACAGCUGUUACUGUCCUUGGCAGUUCUGUGGGUCAUACAAUGAUCUACUGGAGCCUCAAAGGCAAACUGGCUGAAUAGCAUGAAGAAAAACAUGCAAUGCCUCAAGGACAAAUGGGAGAGAAGGUCAAGCAGGAAAGCCUUCAAGCAUUUUGGAGCUCUUAGAGAUUUUUAACAUUGUAUGGCUUGUAUUUGUCUUUGCUACACUGCUUGGACCUAUAAACCUGCUAGUGUGUCACCUAACUUUGAUAGAUCUCAAGUCAAUAGAAGCUGGAAAGUUGACGACUUAGCAGUGGUGAUUUGAAGGUCCGAACAUGUCCGUUGAGGUCCACUUGGAGCGCCAGAAGAAGGCCGACCGAAGAGCUGGGACGUCUGGUCCAGUGUUCGCUCCACGUGUCCCCACGGUCACACUGAUCAGCCACAGAGAGCUUAGGGUUAAACACACUGCCCACAGGCUCCAGCCUGGAAGCCUUGAUCCAAACCUGGCAACCAGCAGCCACUACAGAUGUAGUGAAGGUAGCAGAGUGCAGAAGGUUGGAACAAUGCCAGAUUCACCUGCGGAUGUGAAAACCCAGCCCAGGUCCACCCCACCCACCAUGCCUCCUCCACCCCCGGCUGUCAGCCAAGCAACCAAUCGCAAUGCUUCAUUCACCCCUACUACCAGUAAAUCAAUGCUGAAUGGGAGCAGCCACUCACCUACAUCACUGAACGGUGCUCCGUCCACUCCCAACGGCUUCAGUAAUGGGCCAGCCAUGUCCUCGACGGCCUCGCUUUCCAACCAGCAGCUCCCGCCAGCUUGCGGUGCCCGACAACUCUGCAAGUUGAAGCGCUUUCUGACCACGCUGCAGCAGUUUGGCAACGACAUAUCGCCUGAGAUUGGAGAGAGAGUGCGCAGCCUUGUGCUUGGGCUGGUGAACUCCACUCUCACCAUCGAAGAGUUUCACUCCAAACUUCAUGAGGCCACCAACUUCCCUCUGAGGCCAUUCGUCAUUCCGUUCCUGAAGGCAAACCUGCCCCUGCUGCAGAGAGAGUUGCUCCACUGUGCCAGGUUGGCCAAGCAGACUCCAGCUCAGUAUCUCGCCCAACAUGAGCAGCUUCUCCUGGACGCAAAUGCCAGUUCGCCCCUCGACUCCUCUGAGAUCAUGCUGGAGAUGAAUGAGCACGGCAAAAGAAGGACCCCUGACAGGACCAAAGACAGUUCAGAGAGAGAUGGGUUGCACCCAGAGCACCUGGCUAAGAGGCCCUGCACCAUCAGCCCCAGCCAACGAUUCAGCCCCAGCACGGGUCUUCCUGCUCACCCGCCUCCCAAUGGCCUGCCCACACACCCUCCAAAUGGACUAUCUCACCCACCCAACCCCCAAAUGGGACCCCAGCACUACCGGCUAGAAGACAUGGCCCUGGCACACCAAUACAGGGACGCUUACAGACAUAAUGAACACCGUGACGCCCGAGACAGGCACAGGCCGACAGCAGUGCAUGGAGCCCGCCAAGAGGAGGUGAUUGACCAUCGUCUUACAGAUCGAGAGUGGGCAGAGGAAUGGAAGCACCUUGAUAAUCUCUUGAACUGCAUCAUGGACAUGGUAGAGAAGACACGCCGCUCUCUGACGGUGCUGCGGCGCUGCCAGGAGGCCGACCGGGAGGAGAUGAAUCACUGGAUUCGGCGCUACAGCGACGUGGAGGAGAUGAAAAAAGGUGGGAGCAACGGACAGCACUGCCUUCCUCCUCCUCCUCCUCUUCCUCCUCCUCCUCCUCCUCACCACAACUCCUCCUCCAACACAGCUAGCAGCAGCGAGUCACUGCCCAUAGGAACUUCCUCGGCUGCUGAAAGGCAGACAGGCAGACAGACAGAGAUCCACAGAGACUUCUUACACAGGCCUCCCUCAGGAUACCUGCCAGAAGAAAUCUGGAGGAAAGCUGGUACUACAAGCAUCCCGCUCUCCCCAGCACUAAAGCACCUCCAAAACAGGCAGGAGGAAGCAGUGAAUGAGGUUAAGCGACAGGCAAUGUCAGAGCUGCAGAAGGCAGUGUCGGACGCUGAGAGGAAGGCUCAUGAGAUGAUUUCGGCUGAACGGUCUAAAAUGGAGAGGGCACUGGCCGAAGCCAAGAGGCAAGCCUCUGAGGAUGCGCUAACAGUCAUCAACCAGCAGGAGGAUUCCAGUGAAAGCUGCUGGAACUGCGGGAGGAAAGCAAGUGAGACGUGCAGCGGCUGCAACACGGCUCGCUACUGCGGCUCCUUCUGCCAACACAAAGACUGGGAGAAGCACCACCAUGUCUGUGGUCAAGGCCUGCAGGGGCUGCCAGGGGGCAGCAGUGUCCCUCUAGGCACCCCCUCCUCCUCCACCUCCUCCAGUGCGCCCCCCACCCACUCGGAAAGCACUCCUCCAGGACCUUUGUCCCUGGCAGGCCAGAGCAGUAUUGCGGGAGGGGCUGGUAGUGGCAGUGGAAGUGUCUCUGCCAGCCCCAAGGAGAGCAGUUCCAGCAGUGCCUCGCGCUCCACAACUCCAGCUACCCCUGCCCUACUGGAUGCCACCUCUCGCUGACGUCUGACCCCUUGUCCCUUCCCUGCAUACUGAUGCGACAGUGCCCACACUCCACACAAAACCAAACUGAGGAAUCUUCAUCGCACACUGCUCCCUUUCCUCCUCCCGUACUUCAAUCCUUAUUUCCCUCUUAUCCUGAGCUCUUCUGAAAAUCUUCUCACUACCUGAUGAUAGACUUGUUUUCUGGACAUGCCCCCCCCUAAAAAAAAACAAAAAAUACUUUUUUCUGUCUUUGUCUCUUUCACAAACACAGCCACAAAUACAAAGAUUCCAGCCUGGGGUUCAGUGUAGUGGCAGGCAUAAAAAGUGUCUCCUAUCUCCAUGUUCAGUCACAGAAACAUAUCAGAUGUGUUUGCUGAAAACAUGAGCUUUGACUUGAAGAUGUGACUAAGAUGUGCCCUCAGUAAUGUAAGCACGUUAAAAUACUGUCCACAUAAGGACACAAGACAAGGGCUGGUGGUAAGGCAACAUUGAUGGGGGAUGACUAGGACGAUUAGCACUUGGAUAGGAUUUCCCUUUAAUUUAGCACCAAUGAGAGAACAGUACCCAGCUCUGAGAUGUGCACUACCAGUCCAAACAGUUCACUGAUGUGGCACUUAUUCUACAGUGUUCUAAUGGAGACAGGAAAGGGACAUAAUACCAUUUUUCAAAUGGAUGAGGGAAGGGGAUGCGAUUAAUUCCUCAGAAACACAGCUUAGUAUUUAUUAAAUGUUUCUUUCUGGCUUUAAGGGAAAAUAAAGAAAAGUCCAAAUAUUCUAAAUAAAGAAUAAUAGUGAUGAUGAUGAUGCUGAUGAUGAUGAUAACGAUAAUGAUAUGAAAAUAAAUUAAUUUUAAACUGCUAACUACCUUGCUAGCGAGCCAAGAAAAUCUACACCGGACUCACCUCUCUGCACCAUUGUGAACCCAAAUGAAUUCAAAGAUGAAAAAUAACAUGAUCCAAACCUUUGUAUUACACUGCCAAAGUGAGUAAGUAAGCGAUAAGGAGAAGCACUCAUCUUAUAACCAAACGCAAAGCAACAUCACCUCCUCAGCAGAUAAGCCAGCCCUGAGAGGACCAGGCUGCAGAGAAGCUGCAGAACGGGACCCAGAGAUAGUCAGACAUUAAAACAAAACUGUGACCUGCUUUGAUCUGCAGCUGCCUCCUGCAGUCUGGACAAAACUACAGCGAUUCCUCAGUGAUGGCCCAGACUAGUGAAUAUGGACAAUGCUGUGAACUUGCCUACAAGAAAGACUUAAUGAAAUGGAUGGAAACCCUGCCACAGUGUGAUUUUUCGUGAACGGUAACAGAGAGGAUAGACAGAAAAAAAACGAGGAAAGGAAAAGCUACACAGCCUCAAAGGAGAUGAAGAUACAUACAUGGCAAUGGAGCUGCCAAAAACCUCAAAACAAGCUUGAAAACAUUGUCCAGGAAGGCAUUGCAUACUACAAAGACGUAUGGAAAGAUUGUUUGUAAGUCCUUUUUUUAAAGCUCGAGGAGAUAUUUCAAGGAAUUGCUGUUACCUUUACAUUCACUCCCUCCUUUUUCCAAAGCAUGAUAAACAGAUGAAAGAGCCUAGUGAAGGGCGGUGUAGACUUGGUUCUCCUCUCUCUUUCUACCUCCCCUCACCCCACACCUCCCUUCUACGCUCUUCCCCAACUACUUGACUCAAGUCUGCCCCCAGCCCCAGUCUGCUUUGGACAGAGCCUCAGAGCAGUCACGUGGGAAGGGUUCGAACCUGCUUGUAGAUAUUGUUCCUCUUUUCAAUUUCAAUAAUGUCUCUUGUCGCUGAUGUCCAUAUGUGCUGCCCUUGUGUAUAUCCAGAAAGAUGGACUUUGUUUUGGUUUUGUUACCUUUCAUUUUUCCUCCUUUAAGUUUGGGCUGAGCAGUGAAGUCAGAGCAAGGACACUCAUUUGUGAGAGGUAGCCCCACAUUUUACUUAUUGUUUGAUUUGUUGUAUCUAUAUUAAUGAGAUGAAACCCCUCUUGUAGAAUAUUUUGUAUUGCUCGCAUUGUAAGACAGUGAGAGGACGGAGGUGCAAUAUGAAGAGAAUUCAGCUACUGAAUGGAACCUCAGCAACUGCCCAUAGGGUGUCAUAUAAUAUAGAUACAUAUAAAUAUAUUUAAAGUAACAUCGGUAACUUAAUGUGAAUGUACAUAGUAUUUAAAGAGGUCCAAAAAUGUGUUUGCCAAAUAACAGAAACCUUUAAAGUUUAAUGUCCAGAAUAUGAUUUUCUCACAGUUCAUUUGUUUCUCAAAUUUAUAAAUUUUUCCCUUUUUUCUGUCAUACUAGUUAAACACUUAAAAAUUUCACUCAAAUCCAAGUGUCAUGUGACCCUGGGUGGAGGAGAUUGUUGGUAACAAUGGCUCCCUACAGGACCACAAUGCAUGUAGCUGUAAAUGGAUGAAAACAGAUUGUGGGUGGAUGGACACUACAACACUUACAGAACAUUUUCUUAAUUAUUUUGUUUAUGUUUCACAUUAAUCUUCUUACUUUAUAUUGGGAUGACACAUUUGGGACUAAAUUAUGUAAUUUCCAUGUGUUUCAUUCACCCCAGGUCAGUUUACAUCCUGCAGGAGAGGACUCAGCAGUGUGUACUGACAAUAAAAGCCCAAAUAUAAUCAAUCAUCAAUAAUCAACAGUUUGAAAAGAAAAAAAGUGGCAGCUCAGAUUCAAAUUUAGUUCCUUCACGCAAAAUUUAGGAAUUCAAACUUGAUAUAUCAUCUCAAGUGUUCUGUUUCUUACUAUCCUUUUGGCUCAGCUGCCACUGUAGUGACCCUCUGUCUUGGUCCUCAUCAACUUGUGUGCGUGCGUGUGUAUGUGUGUGUGUGUGUGUGUGUGUGUGUGUGUGUGUGUGUGUGUCUGUGUGGUAGGAGUUUUUGUUUCCCCCAAGGUGCAGGACAAGCCAUUACUGUAGGAUUCAGUGAUAUGCCAGUGUUAAGCUACAGUAAACCUAAAACCUAAUUUUGAUACCCAAUCUUUGAAAUGUUUCUUUCUUUUUCAUUUCUUUUUUUGUUUGUUUUUGUUUCUGAGUAUUUGUAAAGAUGCAAUUUGAGCAUAAGCUAAAGAUCUGGUAUGGGUCUUUAUUUCCAGGCCAAGAAAGAAGCUUCACCUCUUUAGGGUUUAUUUUAUUUAUUCAGCCCUUCCCACAUGCUCCAGCAAUAUGAUCACCUCUAUGUAUGUUAAACAGUCCCAAGGCCUUUACUUAAAGCAACAGAGGGCCAUGCUCACAAAUUUGAUAUUGAUCAUUGUAAACCCUAUAUGGUUGGCCUCAUAAACACUUGGACCAAACUUGAAAAAAAUAAAAUAAAAUAGGUAACUCUUCUUCUUUUUGCAGUGAGUGGCAAAAACUUUGCUUUUUAUUCAACAAAAAAUAGAUAAAAUAAUUAAUUUGUUUGACUAUCUGAGACAUAUAAUUCAAAAGGGAUAAGCGACAAGAUACCCCUGCAUCUGUGUGUAGCAUUUCUGUAUGUGUGUUAUAAUUACCGUGAUAUGAUGUUGACCUCAGCCUUUUUGUUUUCUUUUUCCCAAUGUCUAAUUCCUCCACUAUUACCACAGACCACUCUUCAUAAUGCGCCCUUCACACUAGCUACCUCCUGUGACCAUACAGCUAACCACCAGGAGAGGUUGACCUGGACUUUGAAAAGCUGGGCUGAGAGCAGACAUGGAAAUGCACAUUUAAAAGCGCUAAUGUGAAUCCGUCUGAAAAAUGAUAAAAACUAAAACGUUGAAAGGAAUUGCCAUUACUCACAAUGUAGAAGAAUAUUUAUUCUCAGCAGAUGUCUCCUUUCUGAUCGUAUACCACUAACCAAACUAAUACUGCUGGAAUUAAUUAAGUACACAUACAGUCAAUCCUUACUUAACUGAACACAGAAUCAACCAUGACAUGCCAUUUGUUGUCCAAAACCAAUAAAAGCACAAACCAAAGUACUCCUGCAUUGCCAUAGUAGGCUUUGACACAAGGUGUAUUGACAGACCAGAAAUAAUAAGGUUAGAGCUCCACUACACCAGUUAACCAAAGUGUCUGAAAUGUACACAAUCAGGGCACAAGAGUGAAGAGCACACUCAGUAAACCAGCUGAGUUUUAAAUAUGUAGAGUUCUUAUUCAAGCAAUCAAAGCGCUUGUUGUCUACAUAUUGAAUAGUGCUUCUGUAAAAAUAAUGGAAGCAUCUCCUUUGGAAAAGCCUACUGAUUGCGUGUUCUUACAGUUACAAAGCAUUGCAGAGAUAAAAAUGAAUACAUGGUGGGUGUGUGUUUUUUGUAUGAAUGGUGGUGUGUGUGUUUUUGUAAAAAAAAAUGAAAAAAAAAAACCUUUUUUUUUCAUGUCUCUGUACAAACUACUUGAAACCUUCAGAGCUUUAAUGAAACAUCCCAGACAGACUAUAGUGGCAGAUCGAUUCACAAUAUGUAGCAACAGCUUUGUGCAGUAAAAUACGGUGUUUGCAUACAAUAUCCUCAUCAAAACAACAUUGUAAUGACAGUUCCAUUCAACUCUUAAGUGCUUUGCAUGUGCCUCCUUGUCUGCAAGUCAGCCCUAAGAUAAACUACACAAAGCCAAACCCAGUAGACCUAUUAUAAAUGACCAAAAUGCAACCAAAAGCUACAACUUUCUUCUUAAGAUUUCACUUUGGUUCAGGUUUUUGUGUUAUGUCCCAGCGUUAGAGAACUUCAACAUGGUCGAUUGUGCAGCAGUCCUACAAAAAUCUGAGCUGUAGAAGAAAGAGCAAAUUGUCCUUCCCUGAGAUUCUGAGAUUCAAUGUUCUGUUCAGCUGGGUGUAAGCUUCAUUAAGUCAUGAAACAAUUGAGAUAUGUGCCGAGGUGUCAUAUCCCUUUCUCUGUGAAGAUAUUAUAGAUGGCUAACGCAUAAGGGCUCUGCUGUUGUGAAUACCAUCCAAGGGUCUCUGAACACUUUACAUCAGCCACUUUUCUAUUUGUUUAAUUUUGUACAUGAUAUGGGCAAAUCGCAUGUUUAGAAAAGACAAAUAUUAGCAGGUUGGCAUUUGUCUCUCCCUACCCCAACCAGUAACUCUACCAAUGAAGUUUCAAGGCUCAUCUGAUGUGAUGGUGACACGUCCUUCCUGUGAAACAGGCACUGAUAAAUAGCUACAGCAGAAAGCUAAAGUGGCAAACAGUGGAUUCAGCACUUGUUUUCCCAAAAGCCAUGGCUCAGGAUGGUCCUGUUUUUACCUUUACAUAAAUUGAAAAAAGGUUUAUGGUUUUAUAUGUGUAGGGAAGCAUUCUAUACUGUAUUGUGCAAUACAUUAUUACAGAAAAAACAUGUUUCUGUAGGAAAGGUUGGCGCUUUGAAGAUCUUUCUCCUUUAGUUUUAUUUCCCUCUUCAAAAGGUCCUGUUGCCGUUUUUAGAUGAAGUUAACUGUGCCAGAAGAAUUAAAUUCUGAUUUGUAUUUAUUUCUUGCAUGCUUUCCUCCCUGUUGCUAAUACCGCUCUUUAACUGUUCGCUCUGUUGGAUGUGUGAAGCUGUAAAACAUUCUAAUUCAGGUUAUUGUCUGUGUUGAACAAUGUAACUGUGUAAUUAAAACAUGAAAUGAAAUAUUCA